This is a messenger RNA of Colletotrichum higginsianum IMI 349063, 633 nucleotides long. RefSeq names its product Phosphoribosyl transferase. The record is from RefSeq and is a predicted model, not a curated record. Gene Ontology annotation, cellular component: cytoplasm. Gene Ontology annotation, molecular function: hypoxanthine phosphoribosyltransferase activity. Lineage: Eukaryota; Fungi; Ascomycota; Sordariomycetes; Glomerellales; Glomerellaceae. The transcript is spliced from 3 exons. Gene Ontology annotation, biological process: hypoxanthine metabolic process; XMP salvage; IMP salvage. Bases 1 to 633 code for a protein of 210 amino acids.
AUGGUCGAGAAGCUCUACGUCACGUACAACGAUGUCCACAAGCUCUGCCAGGAGUCAGCCGUCAAGAUCCUCGAGACCUUCCAGCCCCAGCUCAUUAUCGCCAUCGGCGGUGGCGGCUAUGUCCCCGCCCGCAUCCUGCGCUCGUUCCUGAAAAAGCCCGGCAACCCCAACAUCCCCAUCCAGGCCAUCGGCCUCUCUCUCUACGAGAGCCUCCCCGAGACCUUUGGCGGCAACGCCACCCCCGGCGUCCCCGAGGUCCCCGGCACAAAGGUCACCCGUACCCAAUGGCUUGACUUCAACGCCAUUGGCGACAUGGAGAACCUCGUCGGCAAGCGCAUUCUCAUUGUCGACGAGGUCGACGACACCCGUACCACCCUCGAGUACGCCGUCAAGGAGCUCGAGAAGGACGUCGAGGCCGCCAGCCAGCGCCUCGGCAAGGGCCAGAAGACCGAGUUUGGCAUCUUUGUCCUGCACAACAAGGACAAGCAGAAGAAGGGCACUCUGCCCUCCGAGAUGAUUAGCUCCGGCCACUACCUCGCCGCCCGCACCGUUGGUGACGUCUGGAUCAACUACCCUUGGGAGGCCAUCGACAUUGACGAGCACGACCGCAACGCUGCCGAGCAGAGAAAGUAA